AUGACAAAGAAUUCAACACAAUGGACAAAAAAAGUUAUGGAAGAGAAAAUACCACUCCAAAAUGACUAUCCACGUCCGCACUUAAGAAGAAAAUUAUGGUUAAAUUUAAAUGGAAAUUGGUCAUUUACAAUAACAUCUAUCAAUGAAACAUUUCCAAAAAAAUUUGAUCGAUAUAUUCGUGUACCAUUUCCUGUUGAAUCUUAUUUAUCUGGCAUUCAAGAACGUGUUGAUUCAAGCAUGUAUCUAUGGUAUAAAUUAAAAUUUCAAAUAAAAUCUCGAGCAUGGUAUGAUGAUAAUCCUCUUCAGUAUCGUAUAAUAUUACAUUUUGAUAAAGUUGAUUAUGAAACAGUUGUUUAUUUAAAUCGACAUAUAGUUGGUUUAAAACAUUUAGGUGGUUAUGAACCAUUUUCAUAUGAUAUAUCACCAUAUUUCAUUAAUUAUAAAGAUAAUGAAUUAGUUGUACGUGUUUGGGAUCCAUCCGAUGAAUGGUAUCAACCACGUGGGAAACAGAUAUUAGAUAUUAACAAACGAAAACUAAUAUUUUAUACUCCAUGUUCUGGUAUAUGGGGAACAGUUUGGUUAGAACGAGUACCACUUGUUCAUAUUGAUCGUUUACAAUUUCAAACAAGACUAUUAUCAACAGAUGUACUUCUAAAAUAUCGUAUUGAUUUGAAAUCAAUAAUAACAACUUCAAAUGAUUAUCGUUCACCAAAUAAAAAUAUGAAAAUUUAUUCUAAAAAAAACUUUGAUAAACAAAAGAAAUAUCUAUUAUAUGUAAAACGAAAAGAAAUAUUAAAAAAAAAUAAAAUCAAUUAUGAAAAACUUGGCUUUAUAUUAAAAAUAAAUAUUAUACAAAAAAAUAAGAAAUAUUUAAGUGAUUUUAUUUCUUCGAAACCAAAUAUUGAACAAGAAAUUUCAUUUCCUUUAAAAGAUAUUAGUCUUUGGUCACCUGAAAAUCCAUAUUUAUAUGAUAUUCGUAUUGAUUUAUAUCAAAACGAUAUAUUUAUUGAACAUAUUGAUAGUUAUAUCGGUUUUAGACAAAUUUCUCUUUGUUCUGAACCAAAAAGAAUUUGUCUUAAUGAUAAACCAUAUUUUAUGUUUGGAGUACUUGAUCAAGGUUACUGGCCUGAUGGUCUUUAUCGUGCACCAACUGACGAUGCAUAUCGAUAUGAUAUAGAACAAAUAAAAAGUUUAGGUUUUAAUACAAUAAGAAAACAUAUGAAAAGUGAAACAUCACGAUGGUAUUAUUGGUGUGAUGUAUUAGGUAUACUUGUUUGGCAAGAUAUGCCUGCAGGAGAUUCUUAUGAAUGUUAUGAAACUCAACAAGAUGUUAAUAAACAAUUUAAAUUAUUUCGUAAUAAUAGAAAGAAUAAUUUACCAAUGACUCCAAAUACAGAUUAUGAUUUAUUCAUACAUCGAUCAUCGUCUACUAAAAAGACCUUUGAAGCUAAAAUUCAAUUUGAAUAUGAAUUAAAAGCAAUGAUUGAUUUUCUUUCAUUUCAUCCAUCAAUUAUUAUUUGGGUAUUAUUUAAUGAAGGAUGGGGUCAAUAUGAUACAAUACGUUUAGCAACGUGGUUGCAAUCGUAUGAUAGAAAUCGUUUACUUAUUCCUGUUAGUGGAUGGCAUGAUCGAAAAGGUAUUGGACACAUUAGAGAUAUACAUGAUUAUUCAAAAAAAGUUCUAUUACCAUCAUUUAAUGAUGAAAACCGAGCAUUAGUUAUUGGUGAAUGUGGUGGAUUAGGUUUAAUAAAAUCUGGUUGGAGUUAUCAUGCAUAUAAUGAUCGUUAUUUAAUGACAUACGCAUUCGAACAACUUAUAAUUAAUCUUUCAUCACGUUUAUCAGCUGCAAUUUAUACACAAUUAUCUGAUGUUGAAAAUGAAUCAAAUGGAAUUUUUACGUAUAAUCGAGAAGAAAUUAAAUUUCCAACAACACAUAUCAAACGUGUGCUAACAAAUGAUUAUUCACAUUUAUAUAAACUUAAACAUAUUUGGAAUCUUACGUCAAUUCCUUAUACUAAUUAUACAAAAUUGUCCUUAUCAAAAUCACUCGAUCUUAUGAUUGAUAAUAAUUCAACUGAUGAUAUUCAUUUUUAUUUUUAUGUACGUUAUUUAUAUUCUCAAGUGAAUAUAACAAUAGAUCAUCAUCAUCAAAUGAUACUUAAUCAUACUCAUAUUAUAAAAGAUUAUCAUUAUAUACCAUUACCAUCGAAUCUUUUUCGUAAUUCUAUACGUCAAAAACAUUUUCUAGAUAUUCAUGUACAUUAUAUAUCAUCAUUUGAUAAAGGAGAAGACAAAUCUUAUGUAUAUCCUAACAGAACGUCUUUUUAUUUAAAUCUUGUAAUGCUUUUUGCUUAA
Molecule: messenger RNA, 2355 nt
Organism: Rotaria sp. Silwood1
Lineage: Eukaryota; Metazoa; Rotifera; Eurotatoria; Philodinida; Philodinidae
Source: the annotation of a GenBank genome assembly